CUUUUUUUCUGCUUCUCUUUCCGUUACUUAUCAUAUCCAAAAAAAAAAAUCAUCCCCUGUUCUUUUUUUUUUGAUUAGUUUAUCUUUUUGAUAGGAUAAGAUGAAUACUACUGAUACAACCAUGUCUUGGAUGGAAACCAAGUGGGAACAAAUGUAUGAAGGUCAAAACCCUUUAUUGGUGACAGGUCUCUUUGCUUUUACUAUGCAUGAACUGGUUUAUUUUGGUCGAUUCUUACCCUUUUUAUUAUGUGAUUUUAUUCCUUACUUUCAACAAUACAAAUUACAACCUAAACAUGUCAAUACUGGUGAUGAUUAUUGGAAAUGUACCAAACAUGUACUCUAUCAACACUUUUUAUAUGAAGGUCCUUUAAUUUUCCUUUUCCAUCCCAUGGCAUCCAUUUUGGGUAUGAACGUGGCAGCACCCUUUCCUGAAUGGAAAUACAUUCUUCCUCAAUUGGCUAUCUUUUUUGUGAUUGAAGAUGCAUAUCAUUAUUGGGUUCAUCGCCUGAUGCAUUGGCCACCACUUUAUAAGAAGAUUCACAAAGUUCAUCAUGAAUAUGCAGCACCGAUUGGCAUUGCAGCCGAAUAUGCUCAUCCUUUGGAAACAUCGCUUCUUGGUCUUGGCACCAUUGGUGGUCCCUUGUUUUAUCAUGCGAUCACUUACUAUUACUUGCAAACUUCCAAGGAUUGGCAUCUUCAUCUGUUUACUAUGUUAGUCUGGAUUGUUGUUCGUCUUGUUCAAGCAGUGGAUGCUCAUUCUGGUUAUGAUUUCCCUUGGUCACUCUGUCACUUUAUUCCUUUCUGGGCUGGCGCUGAUCAUCAUGAUUAUCAUCAUCAAGCUUUUGUUGGUAACUAUGCCUCCUCUUUCCGUUGGUGGGAUUAUAUUUUUGGAACUGACAAGAAGUACAGAGCCUAUCGUCAACGUCAAGCUAUAGAAAAGAAAAUGAAAAAGGUACAAUAAUAGAUUUGGGUAUAUAUUGACAUAUAGUUUUUCACCCCUCCUCCUCUUUUUUUUUUUUUAUACGCAUAUAUCAUUGUUAUUAUUGUUCUCUAUUUAUACACAUACACAUACAUAUAUAUUUAUAGUUACAUUAAUGCUACUUCUUUUUUUCUAUUUACAAUUUACUUUUUAUCCUGCAAUACUCGAUCUAAUCAACCUAAUAAACGUACCAAUAUUUUUAUAAACAA
Molecule: messenger RNA, 1188 nt
Organism: Halteromyces radiatus
Lineage: Eukaryota; Fungi; Mucoromycota; Mucoromycetes; Mucorales; Cunninghamellaceae
Exons: 3
Coding region: 101-961 (286 amino acids)
Biological process (GO): ergosterol biosynthetic process
Molecular function (GO): iron ion binding; C-4 methylsterol oxidase activity
Source: RefSeq, a predicted model, not a curated record